UGUUGAGAAAGUAGAAGCACAUGGGACAUUAUCAGGAAGAUCCAAUGGGAAUGUUUCCGGUAUUUGUGCAUGCCCAGAAAAAGCAAAAGCCUGUGAGACUAAGCAGAGGCCAGAGGGAAACUUCAGUAGCUUCUCAGACCUUAUUUCAAGUGAGAGAAUCAACUUGGAAGACACACGUUACACAUGCCAUGAGUGAGGGAAACACUUCAAUUGGAGCUCACACCUUAUGAGACAUCGUAGAAUCCACACUGGUGAGAGACCUUAUGGAUACUCUGAGUGUUGGAAAUGCUUCACUAAUAGUUCAACCCUCAUUUCACAUCAGCAAAUCCACACAGGAGAAGCACCCUACACAUGCUCAGAGUGCGGGAAAAGCUUCAGUCAGAGCUCUGCCCUUAUCAAACAUCGGAGAAUCCACACCAGGGAGAAGCCCUACACGUGCACUAAGUGCGGGAAAAGCUUAAAACAGCGCUCAAACCUUAUCAGACAUCGAAGAAUCCACACAGGAGAGACGCCCUACACAUGCUCUGAGUGCGGGAAAAGCUUCAAACAGAGCUCACACCUUAUCAAACAUAGGAAAAUCCAUAUGGGUGAGAAACCUUAUGGAUGCUCUGAGUCUGGGAAAUGUUUCUUUAAUCUUUCAGUCCUCAUCUUACAUCAGAGAAUCCACACAGGGGAAAUGCUCUACACGUGCUCUGAGUGCAGGAAAAGCUUUAAUUGGAACUCAGACCUUAUCAGACAUCAGAGAAUCCACACAGGGGAGACACCGUACACCAGGCCUGCACAACUCAUAAAGCAGCGAGGGCCACAUUACUUCAAAGAAAACAGCUGAGAGCUGAAACCCCCCAGCCCUGUAGAAACACCCAGCCCCAGGGCCACCCAGCCCUGCGGAAACAAACCCUCCUUCCCCAGCGCCGCCCCACCAAAAGAGCUGUAGGCCAAAAAGGAAGGUUGGGAA
Messenger RNA from Gopherus flavomarginatus (Mexican gopher tortoise), 955 nucleotides. Its product is annotated as zinc finger protein 551-like. NCBI's taxonomy places the organism in Eukaryota, Metazoa, Chordata, Testudines, Testudinidae. Bases 227 to 829 code for a protein of 200 amino acids. The transcript has a single exon. The record is from RefSeq and is a predicted model, not a curated record.